AAUGUAAAUUGUAAUUUUCUAAAAUAAACAUGAAUUUUGUUAUGUGCUAUGCAGGUUAUGAUGCCCAACUUAACAACCUUGACUGUGCAUCAAUGUGAUAGUUUAAGAUUCUUGUUUUCGAGUUCCAUGGCUAAAUGUCUCAGACAACUCAAAAAUCUCAAGAUAUCGAAUUGUCAAAUUAUGGAAGAGAUAGUCGGAAAUGAGGAGAAUACAUAUGAUAUGUUUGAUAAGCUAAGUCGUCUAGAGUUACAACAUCUUCCAAGCCUUGCUAGAUUCAGCUCAGGAAGUUACAUUAAAUUUCCAUCUUUGGUGUUUUUGGAUCUAGACGAUUGUACUAAACUGGAGACAUUCAUCUUUGAUGCCAAGAGUGAAAAUAUUACAACCAACAAAGAAGAAAGAGAUAUUGAGCUCUUUGAUGAAAAGGUAGGAUUUCCUAGCUUGGAUACGUUGUACAUAUGGGACUUACCUAAGUUGAAGACAAUAUUCCACAACCAACUUCAUUCAGAUUCUUUUAGCAAGCUCAGAAUUAUGGAUGUUCGUAGAUGCCACAGUCUGAUUAAUAUCUUUGGGCCAAGUAUCAUGGGAAGAUUAAAUGCUCUAGAGACAUUACAAAUAAAGCAGUGCCAGUCACUACAAGUGGUAUAUGACACAUCAUCUACCACUCAGUUGAACUGUUUUGAAUUCUCUAAAGUAACAUGUAUGAUGUUUGAAGAUCUACCUCAACUACAGAGUUUCUAUCCAGGGCUGCAUGUUUCUAAUUGGCCAUUACUCAAUACAUUAAAUUUCAAGAAAUGUGCUAAUGUGGAGAUUUUUUGCUUCUGA
This is a messenger RNA of Malus domestica (apple), 822 nucleotides long. NCBI's taxonomy places the organism in Eukaryota, Viridiplantae, Streptophyta, Magnoliopsida, Rosales, Rosaceae. The record is from RefSeq and is a predicted model, not a curated record.